This is a messenger RNA of Tremella mesenterica DSM 1558, 2802 nucleotides long. RefSeq lists its product as uncharacterized. Bases 1 to 2802 code for a protein of 933 amino acids. Lineage: Eukaryota; Fungi; Basidiomycota; Tremellomycetes; Tremellales; Tremellaceae. The transcript is spliced from 8 exons. Gene Ontology annotation, cellular component: membrane; cytosol; cell wall. The record is from RefSeq and is a predicted model, not a curated record. Gene Ontology annotation, molecular function: serine-type endopeptidase activity; tripeptidyl-peptidase activity. Gene Ontology annotation, biological process: proteolysis.
AUGUUGUUCUCUUGGGCAGUAACGCUUCUCCAUGCUCCCCUCACGAUAAAAGCUUUUGACCUUUCAAGUAUCUCGCAUAUCACUUCAGGAUCAUCUGACAUCAUCCCUGGGAGGUAUAUCGUCGAGUUUGACUCUGCAUCAAAUCUUCAGUCCAGCAUCGGCAAGCGGGUCGUGACUGCGCGAGAAGAUUUAUAUCAACAGCUGGAUACAGGAGGCGUGUCAUACUCUAUCAAGCAAGAGUACAACUCAGACUUGUUCUUUGGUGCCUCUGUGCAGCUUUCUUCUGCUCAGGACCUUGAAGUUCUGGCCAGCUCACAAGGAGUGAUCAACAUCUUGCCCGUUCACAGAGUUCAAUUGCCUUCUGUUCAUGGAUCCACAUUGAAUGCACAGUCGUUCUUCCGAGGUUCUGGAUCAUCCUCAAUUAUCUCCAGUCCCAGCUCUUCCACAUCUUCUGCCUCUCCAACAUCCCAGACUGCACCAUAUGGUGUUUUAGGACAGCUUCAGGCGGACCGUGUACAGGCUUCUGGGAACAAGGGGAAAGGUAUCAAGAUCGGUGUCAUCGAUUCUGGGGUUGACUACACUAGAACCCCCCUCGGAGGUUGUUAUGGCCCAAAUUGUAAGAUUGCAGGAGGGUACGAUUUCGUCGGUGAUUCUUUCGACGGGUCCAAUGAUCCUCAACCCGAUAACGAUCCUUUCGAUUCAUGUUACGGUCAUGGAACCUUCGUUUGCGGUCUGAUAGGUGCCAAUCCCAAUGAAUAUGGCGUCACGGGUGCGGCACCCGAAGCGAGCAUCUACAUGUACCGCACGUUCAGCUGUUCAGGUGCUUCUACAGACGAUCUCAUUGCCACGGCCAUGCAAAAAGCAUACGAAGAUGGGAUGGACGUUGUCAACCUUUCCCUCGGUGAACCAUCAGCUUGGACCGAAGGUAUGUUAUCCGUCAUGGCUAGUCGGUUAGUCAACAUGGGUAUCACCGUCGUCGCUUCGGCUGGUAAUGCAGGUCAAGUAGGCGCUUUCUACCCUCAAGCUCCUGCCGCUGGUCGAGGUGUCAUAUCUGUUGGUUCCUUUGAUUCUUCUUUCUUCCCCGCUCAACAAGCUUUCGUCAGCACGGGAUACGGCCCUAUAACUUACUACGAUUACAACCCUUUCACUCCUGGAACUUAUUCCCUCUACGCUUUCUCUACCGAUCCCAAUGUUGCCACGGAUGGAUGUGCUAUUCCCGACGGUACACCUGAUUUGAGUGGAAAAUUAGUACUCAUCCGUCGUGGAGGAUGUGCCUUGUUGACCAAAGCUCAAAAUGCUUAUUAUCAAGGAGCUUCUGGUAUUUUCUUGGUCAACACUCCUGAUACUGUACCAGAAUACGAAAAUUAUCCUAUCAAUUUCGCUUUUGUAUCAUAUGAAGAUGGUAACUACCUAAUCGAUCAAUUCGCAUCGAAUUCCAACACUACCGUGACUUUCAAAUACGCACCAAUCGCCGCUCCUAAUACUUUGACGGCAAACACUACCAGUCUUUUCUCUCAAAUUGGACCAUCGAACGAUUUAUACAUUACCACUCAAGUCUCUACCGUUGGAUCAGAUUUAGUUGGAUUGAUACCUACCGCCUUGGGUAAUUGGUCAGUAGAAGAAGGAACUUCUUUCGCUGCUCCUCUCGUAGCUGGUUCCAUAGCUUUACUUUUGAAUUCUCAAGGAAAUUCCAAUCUCUCACCUCAAAACGUGAGGGAAAUGUUGGAAUUUACUUCUCAACCAGUGAUCACUUCUUUAUCCGAUCAAACUCUCGAAACCGUCGCUUCACAAGGUUCUGGAAAAGUAGGGAUAUAUGACGCUAUCAACUCUCAAAUUUACGUAUCUCCAUCAGAAUUAUAUCUCAACGACACAGCAUAUAUCAAUUCUUUACAAUAUUUGACCGUCACGAAUAAAGGGAAAUCAUUCACUACCUACAAAAUCUCUCACGCACCAGCAGGUACAGCAUUAACAUACCAAUCUGGUCUUGAUCAAUCUGCAGAUGAACCUGUACCACAAUCUUCUUCCAGUGCCACCGUACAUUUCUCUCAAACUUCCAUCUCUUUAUUUCCAGGUCAAACAACUAUCAUAAUCCUCUCUUUCUCCCCUCCUUCAGGAUUAGACUCAAAACAAUUCCCAGUUUAUUCAGGAUAUAUCAAGAUUUCAGGUGGUUCGACAAUUGCCUCUAUACCAUAUUUAGGUUUAGCGGCGAAAAUGAAGAAUAUGCCAGUUUUAGAUCCUACCGCAUAUUAUUUAGGAAUUGAUACUCCGGUCAUUAUGACCCCCUCGAACGAUGUUCAAUCAGGUCCUCAAACGUAUACUUUCCAAGGUGACGAUUAUCCAACUAUUUUAUAUAGGUUAGUAGGUGGGACACCUGCAUUAUACAUCGAUCUGGUAGGAGUGAAUUCUUCUUUGGGUUUUACUCCGAGAUACAAUACCAAACGGAGGAGAGGAAACGAGAAAAGGGCUAGUGGUUUAGCAGCAGAAAUCCUAAAAUUGUAUUGCGAGUUGACAAAUUACAAAGCACCAGGAUGUACAUCAAAGGGAAGUGGGACAUAUGAUAAAGUUCCAAUCAUCGGGAAUAUAUAUCAAGCUUUGUAUAUUCCUAGAAACACGGACAACGCAGAUGGAUCAGGAAACGAUUACGGAACAGUUGCUUUGAACCCUCCGGUAUUCUUGAAUGGAACUACCAUACCUAAUGGGACGUACAGAUUUCUGAUGCGUGCUUUACAUGUGACGGGGGAUCCGGAGACUGAAGAGGAUUAUGAAAGUUGGUUAAGUCAACCUUUCACUGUGGCGCAGUAG